AAUUUAGUAGCUAUACAACACUGGUGUUUGGCCGAGAAUUUUGCAGCUUUUAUUGUUUAUAACAUUUGUUUUGUUUACACCCACACAGAAAGAGCAAACGAGACAAGAGCCAAAAGGAAGAUUAUGGAUAAUUAACAAAAACAAAGAAAUCGGAAAAACAGAACUGUUGUUGUUGUAGACAAAAGGAGGCAGGCGGCGGCGUGAAGCAGACGAAGUGGCAACCCUAAACACCCACAAAACGACGCAUUUAAUUCAAUGUUCUCCAACGGAUUGCCCUGCAAUCUUUCAUUUCCAAGCUGUCUAAGUGUACCAAAAGACGAAAUUGGUAAUGAAGAGCUACUGCCCGCAAAUAUGGGUACUCGUGAGCCUGUUAUAUUGAAUGUCUAUGAUAUGUACUGGAUCAAUGAGUACACCACAUCCAUUGGUCUGGGCGUAUUUCAUUCCGGCGUUGAGGCAUUUGGCACUGAAUUUGCAUAUGGUGGCCAUCCAUUUCCGUUUACGGGAGUCUUUGAAAUCUCACCACGUGAUCAUGAUGAAUUAGGUGACCAAUUUCAAUUUCGUCAGAGCAUACAAAUUGGUUGUACCGAUUUUACCUAUGAAGAAGUCCGACGAAUUGUUGAAGAAUUGGGUAAUCAAUUUCGUGGCGAUCGUUACCAUUUGAUGAACAAUAAUUGCAAUCAUUUUUCGGGCAAUUUAACACAGAUACUUUGCGGCCAAGAAAUACCCAGCUGGGUCAAUCGUUUAGCGCAUUUUAGCUCCUGUGUGCCAUUUCUACAAAGAUGUUUGCCAAAAGAAUGGCUAACACCGAAUGCCUUGCAACAAAGCAUAAGCACAAUCCAAGAGCGCGAAGACUCCGAUACCAAUCCCCUUUGAGAUUAUACCUGAAUUAUCCCCCAAAAACGAAACAUAAAAAGCAUAGUUCAUAUUAUCCUAACUACUUCCUCCUUCUCCUUAAAGAAAAAAACAAAAACUCUAUUACAACAAAUUGUUUAGUUAAAAGAAAAGAAAACAACCAACAAAGUAAAAUAUUUAAGAGAAAUAAUAUGAUAAAAACCAGCCAAGAACCCGCGAAAAAUAUAUAGAUAUAAAUAAACAAAAAAAAAGAAACUAGCUUAAGUAAUUAUGAAAUGCAAAUAAGAAGAGAAGAGAAGAGCGUUAAAUUCGCAAGAAAACAAAAACUCUCUAAAUUAGUUAUGAUGGGGAACAUGAUGAAUUGGCUCUAUGUAAUUUGUAUAAUGACUAUUCAGAAUUUAAGAAUUAUAAUUAAGAUUGGAUAAUUUAAGUAGCAGAGAUGAUCGAUCAGAUGAUUUUAAAGCUAUAUUCAACAAAACUCACACAACAAAAACACACACACAUAUACACAUCGAGUAAACAAAAACAACAAACAACAACAAUUACAUAUUGAUAUCGAUAUCAUUGCUGCUAGAUUGAUUAAUUGAUUGAUUGAUAAAUGCUCCCUUUUUGAAAUUCUCUAUUAUCCUAUCUAUUUAUCUCUUAAUGUAAACUAUAUACAUCUGUAAUUUUCUUUUUUGUCUUUGUCGAAUAUUUAUAAAUCAAAUUUAUGUGUUAUGUUUUUUCUACAAUUUCCUGUUCAGUUUUAGUCGCAUUAUUUAACAAACAAAAAAAACAAAAAAAUUAUACACCAAAUUACACGGAUUUGUUAUCAAUAAAUAUAUAUAUAUAUUAUUAUUAUGUA
Molecule: messenger RNA, 1696 nt
Organism: Drosophila willistoni
Lineage: Eukaryota; Metazoa; Arthropoda; Insecta; Diptera; Drosophilidae
Product: deubiquitinase DESI2
Exons: 5
Coding region: 256-873 (205 amino acids)
Biological process (GO): protein deubiquitination
Molecular function (GO): deubiquitinase activity
Source: RefSeq, a predicted model, not a curated record